UCUCACCACAUUCAGUACCUACUUUAUUCAUAUAUCACCUCCGCCCUUUUCAUCCUCUCAGUUUUUUAUUUAUUAUUAUUAUUAUUAUUUCAUUUUCAACACAAUACGAUCCCACUCGCCCUCUCCCUCCCUCUACGUUUCUGGAACAGUACUUUUCCAAUUUUUUAUCAUAACAAAUGCGUUUGCCUGUAUACGCAUUUUCUGUGAGGGCGUGGUUUUGAAGAGCCAGUAUUUCUGGAUUUGUCAAGCCCCCGGUAUUCGUCGUAGAGAGCAGCAAAGAUAAACAGAAGUGGAGUAGAUAGACAUACUAUUCCUCCUCGUUUUUGGCCUUCCCCUGAAUUAUCGCCCCUUUCUUUCCUUUUCUAUUUUCGCUCCCCAACAACAAAUUAAAAUUUAUUACCUUUCCUGAAGGUCUUGGCUAACUCACAAUCUGAUAAAACGCGACGAUUCUUGUUUCCGUGUUGGUUUCUGUUCAUUCUCAUACCUUUUUUUGGAUCCUCCCAUUCCACGUAUACCCCUAUUUGUCUGCCCGAGAUUGACGAUAAUCUCGUCCGCAUUUUCUUCGAGGAUAGAAAUUUACAAGUGCUAACUCUCCAAUUGUUAAUUUUCGGGAAUCCCUUGUUUGCGUCGGAUCACUGUAAAAAAAUUUAGCUCCGAGCUACCAUCUGAGUCUGAUUUCUGGGCAGCAUCAAUAUCAGCUUCAGCUGCUUCUUUGCUAUUGAGAUGCCAUAUCCUUAUCGCUUGAGAAUCCUCUGUUUUAUCUGCCAUUGAUUGCCCUCUGUAAAAUCGAUUCUUUUGAUCUGGCUUUCUUACAAUUGAUCGGUAUUGUGGGCUUUCUUUCGUGAAAAUGAAGUCCCGGUCCUUAGAUUACUGGAGGAGUUACUUUCGAACCGCGAACUCCGAUAUAUUUGAUAUUAUAGACCAUGCGAUCAUGGUGGCCGCCUCUGAUUGUCCAAAGGAGUUUCGAUUGCGAAGAGAUAGAAUCGCGGAACGGUUGUUUUCUUGUCGGAUGACUCGUUGUUUGGGUUGUGAGCGAGUGGAGUUGGCGGUGUCCGGUGUCGACCAGGAGUACGAUGGAGGUUGCAAGAGUGGUUUUGAUAGAGACGGAGCUGAGGUGGAAGCAGGUGCAAGUAAAGAGAGCAAGGCCCAUAGUAGCAGAGAUGACCGUGGAGACAUGAACAUGAAUCACGUUAGCAAUUUUAGCUACGGAGAAGCUGAAGCAUUGACGGAUGAGAUUGAAGAAGAGUCUCAACUGGUUGGUGAGACUUUGAGAAUCAAGGAAAUUCUACAUAACUGCGAAGAAGAGUCUGAUUCGGAAAUAUUCGAGUCGUUGAGGAGGCUACAGCUGAUGGAACUGACAGUGGAUCUUCUAAAGGCGACUGAAAUUGGAAAGGCUGUCAAUCCUUUCCGGAAGCAUGGAUCAAUGGAGAUUCGUCAGCUUGCACGGACUCUUAUUGAUGGCUGGAAAGAAAUGGUGGAUGAGUGGGUCAAUGCAACCACAACAAAUGCAGGUUCUGAAGGUACCCCAGAUUCAGUAAAUCCAUCUGUUGUUGAUGAAGAGGAGGAGGAAGGCCUUCCAUCACCUCCUAUGGAUGAAGGGGCUUUCUUUGCAGCUCAAACUGCAUCAAUGGAGUUAUCACAGUUCUUUGAUGGCAUGGAUGAUGAUGGAAAUCCUCGACAGAGUGGGGAAUUCAUCAAGAACCGGGAAAAUGGCAGAAGACCAGCUCUGGACAAUCAAAACAUAGUAAAGAGGAAACCGCAGGCUUCUGAUGGGGCGGAAGCCAUGGUCAGAGAUAGCAGGAAUCAGCAAGCAAAGAAAAACGAGGCUGUUGCGAAGCUAAAUAAAUCAGCAACUGUUGGUUCUGGUCCUGGCAGACCAUUAAAAUCUAGCAUGCAACGAAGAGAGAAUAUGGAGCCAAGGAUGUUGCAAAAGAUGGACAGGAGUGGAGUCCCCAAGAGGCCACUUGCUGGUCCGCAAGAUUCGAAGUGUGCAGAUGAUACUUCAGUCCAAAUGAAGCUAGAAGCUACCAAGAGGAAACUUCAGGAGAGUUAUCAACAAGCCGAAAUUGCCAAGAAGCAGCGAACAAUCCAGGUUAUGGAGUUGCAUGAUCUCCCCAAGCAAGGAGGGAUUGGCCACAGAGCUACACAUUUCAAACCUAUGAAGCACCAAAACAGGAAUUGGGCCCAGGGACGAAGGUAGAGCUUCAUUGUGUGCCAAGUCCUUUCGACCCUUCCUUUUAAAGUUGAUGGUGGAAGAGCAAUAACUGGCUAGGCCAUCCUAUGGACUGAAGCCGGAUCUGCCUGGCCGUUAAAAGGAACACAUUCACAAUUGUUACUUGGUUCGAGCUGUUUUGAUUGAGAGGGAAGUAAACUCUGAAACACUGUUUAUUUCCUUAGUUAAAGACCCGUAGUAUACAUACAAAUCAAUUUGUUUAUCCAAUAGGUAACUUUGGCGCUCAACUGACAUGGUUUAAAAUCAUUGUCUAUAAUAUAAAUCCCAUUUUUUUCCCCGA
Neltuma alba is the source of this 2513-nucleotide messenger RNA. RefSeq names its product probable mediator of RNA polymerase II transcription subunit 26b. The transcript is spliced from 9 exons. Lineage: Eukaryota; Viridiplantae; Streptophyta; Magnoliopsida; Fabales; Fabaceae. The record is from RefSeq and is a predicted model, not a curated record. The coding region runs from base 848 to 2200 and encodes 450 amino acids. Gene Ontology annotation, cellular component: nucleus.